AUGACAAUAGAAGAUAUCAAAGCAGUACCUGCAUCACCAUCGGCAACACAAUUUAGGUUUAAAGUUAACAAAACUUAUCAUAACAGAAUGCACAUUCCCCGAAGGAAGGCUAUUAAUAACUUUUUUGAGUUUCAAAAAAAAUGCCUCGAAUUACAUGCAGAAUAUUAUCAAGGCAUCUCAAAUCUCCUAAAGGAAACUGACGUUUCAUCAUUUUUAGUAUCUCCCUCUCCAGGAGUUGAUCCUCUUCAUAUUAUCAAUGAGACGGGGAUGGUAAUUAGUGGUAUGAUAGCUCCAGGAAUGGGAGGAUAUUAUAGCAAUAAAAAACUAAAGAGGCAUGCGAGUGAUGACGUUGAAGCAAGUGGAGAAGAGGCAUAUAGUUCUGAAAAUCAAAAAGUACAAAAAAAUAGACGAGCACCAAGGCAAUUAUGGAAGGAUGAAGAGGUUGAAAGGUUAAAGGCCGCUCAUGAUAAAUAUAAUGGUGAUUGGGAGCUAAUUAUUAAAGAAUUCGAGCCUGAAAGAACUAGAAUUCAGAUCUUUCAAAAAGCUCGCCAAAUGGGCCUACGAGCGGUUGAAUCGGGAAAGCUAAUCGAUUUAUCGAAGCCAAAUUCUAUAAUUGAAUAUAAUAACGCGCAGUUAAUUAAUAACGAAGGAAUUGAUGAAGAAGGAGUAGAAUAUGAGCAAGAAAAUGUCGAAGCCGAUCCUUGGCAAGAUGAAGAAGACGGCAAUGAUG
Acaulospora colombiana is the source of this 730-nucleotide messenger RNA. The record is from the annotation of a GenBank genome assembly. Lineage: Eukaryota; Fungi; Glomeromycota; Glomeromycetes; Diversisporales; Acaulosporaceae.